AUGCUUGACGAUUUCUCGACAUGGAACACGCUUCUGAUCACGUUGAUCGGCCUCGGAAUCUGUCCUUUCCAAAUCCGCCGGAUGCUUGUGGAUUGUCAGGAUCUCAAUACGAUAACUGCCUGGUUCUACCCGGGUUUUGUUAAUCUUUUCAUUCCAAAAGCAGGGCUCGUUUUGAUCAUCAAUCUUAUGGGCAAGGCUGGAAUUGUGAAUGCGUCUCUACAAUUUCCGACGCGGAAGCUGGCAAAUCAAAGCCACUGG
Messenger RNA from Mesorhabditis spiculigera, 258 nucleotides. The record is from the annotation of a GenBank genome assembly. NCBI's taxonomy places the organism in Eukaryota, Metazoa, Nematoda, Chromadorea, Rhabditida, Rhabditidae.